ACGGAAGUGACGCCUAAAGUCCGUUCCACGGUAGCACGUUGAGCGCCCUACCUGCAGAGCAGCAUGGCAGAGCCGGAGAGUGAUGUGGGAUCUCAUACUGGGUGGCUUCCAGCCCCUGAUCUAGGGUCCCUAAGGAACUCCACCCCACAACGGGAUAACUGGGCACUCUGGGCGAUGCUACCACCUCCGCCACCUCCUUCGUCUUCUCUCGCGUCCGGGUCAGAGCUUUUCACCAGGGUGCAGCCUCCUAUGGAGGUACAGUCUUUCUCUGAGGCGCCGCCUCCCUUCGACGCCCAGAUACUCCCUGGGGAGCAGCCCCCCUUCGAUGCCCAAUCCCCACUUGAUUCUCAGCCUCAACUCAGCGGCCAGCCGUAUAAUUUCCAGGCUUCGACAUCAUGGUACUGGGGACAGCCUCUUGAUAGUUUCCCUCGACUUCAGAAACCCCACAGCCCUCCAGGUAAAUAUUCUUAUUUUCCACAAAAAUAUGAUCCACACGUCACUGGCUUCAACUUCCCUCCCAGCAAAAAACAGAAAAAAAAGAAAAGAAAGGAACCAGUUUUUCACUUUUUUUGUGACACUUGUGAUCGUGGUUUUAAAAAUCAAGAAAAAUAUGACAAACACAUGUCUGAACAUACAAAAUGUCCUGAAGUAGAUUGUUCUUUUAGUGCACAUGAGAAGAUUGUCCAGUUUCAUUGGAGAAAUAUGCAUGCUCCUGGUAUGAAGAAGAUCAAGUUAGACACCCCGGAGGAGAUUGCAAGAUGGCGGGAAGAAAGAAGAAAAAACUAUCCAACUCUGGCCAAUAUUGAAAGGAAGAAAAAGUUAAAACUUGAAAAGGAAAAGAGAGGAGAAGUAUUAACAACAACACAGUAUGGCAAGAUGAAGGGAAUGUCCAGACAUUCACAGAUGGCAAAGAUCAGAAGACCUGGCAGACAUCACAAGUGGAAAAAUGAUGGUGCUAAACAGAGACCAGUCAGUGGAUCAGGCAGUCACUUCUGUGGUUCCAAGACUGAAAGUCCACCUGAGGCACAUGCAGAUCCUCUUGGUGUUUUGAUAAACAGCGAUUCUGAGUCUGAUAAGGAGGAGAAACCACAACACAUAGUUGUACCUAAGGAAGUGACACCAGCCUUGUGUUCACUGAUGAGCAGCUAUGGCAGUCUUUCAGGAUCAGAGAGUGAGCCAGAAGAAACUCCUAUCAAGACUGAAGCAGACAUUCUGGCAGAAAACCAGGUGGUUCUGGCAGAAAACCAGAUAAAUAGCACUACUCUUAAGAGUCCAAGACAAGAUGUUAAAGCAACUGUUAGAAAUUUCUCAAGAGCCAAGUGUGAGAACCAACAAAAAGGUUUUAAAAGGACAAACUCUAAGAGGAAAAAAGAUUAUCAUAACUAUCAGACAUUAUUUGAACCAAGAACGCACCAUCCAUAUCUCUUGGAAAUGCUCCUCGCUCCAGACAUUCGACAUGAAAGAAAUGUGAUUUUGCAAUGUGUUCGGUACAUCAUCAAAAAAGACUUUUUUGGACUUGAUACAGAUUCUACAAACACUGAAGAUGUAUAUUUGCCAUCAAUUUCAGUGCGUAAUUGAGACGUUAUAAGACAGCAGUGUCCUCACGUUAGUGGAGGAAAGCCAAAACCCCCUUUUUUCCCCCCAAAACUGGAUUAGUAAUUAAAUUUUAUGUAAUUUUAGUAAUUAAAUAUUAU
Messenger RNA from Fukomys damarensis (Damara mole-rat), 1694 nucleotides. It is a transcript of the gene Nufip1, whose product is annotated as nuclear FMR1 interacting protein 1. Lineage: Eukaryota; Metazoa; Chordata; Mammalia; Rodentia; Bathyergidae. The transcript has 10 exons. The record is from RefSeq and is a predicted model, not a curated record. Gene Ontology annotation, cellular component: nucleus. The coding region runs from base 64 to 1578 and encodes 504 amino acids. Gene Ontology annotation, molecular function: RNA binding. Gene Ontology annotation, biological process: box C/D snoRNP assembly.